AGAUCAAUGUAAACAAAUAUAAUUUUGCUGUGAUAAGAUUCUAAAAAACGCAAAGAAUUUGAAAAACUGACUAAUGGAUGACGUUGCUACAUUGAAAAGUGAAAAUGCUAAUUUACGCAAAAUUCAGUCUCGACUUCUCCAGUGGGAACAAAAGGAUAAUGCUCUAGCGCCCCUUAGCUCUGCGCAGAAUGAGUUCAUCAAUCGACUGGCAGAAUCGCUUGGAGCUGGAAAUACUACGAAAUGUGCGACAGAAACGGCGAACGUUGGCUUUGAGGUCAAAACAUCAUUAGAUGAGUUUAAGCAGUCCGGCGGUGUUAUCGAUUCCACGCAAGAUUUUCUCUCGUGGUACAACUCAAUCGAUUCGGAAAUUUUGGAGCAUUUCGAUGAUGUUUACUUGGAUUACUAUCAGCAACUAAAAACUCGUUCCGCUGAAUGUGGCAAUUUGCUGCUGGAAAUUGAUACCUCCCUGGAUGCCCUCAGUAAGCUUACCAGUGAAUACAAGUUUGUUUCGGAGAAAACUUCUUCAUUGCACCAGGCCAGCGAGAAUCUACUGCAAGACCAGAACAAACUGAAUGAAAUUGACGAAGAUAUACGGAAAAGAUUGAAGUAUUUCUCCCAAGCGGAGAGUAUUUCGCAACGGUUGCAAAACCCCACCUUCUCCGUGUCCAAUGAUACCUUUGUGGACAUUCUUAACUCGAUCGACGAGUGUCUGGAGUACAUGCGCACGAAUCCUAAUUUCAGUGAAGCUUCUGCUUACGGUAUUAAGUAUCGUAAUUGUUUGUCCAAGGCUACGCAAAUGAUGAAAAACUAUGUAUGCAAUAUUCUUACUAAUGCAACCGCUCAGAUUAUGGCUCCCCGGACUGGAGCAGCACCAGCCGCUCCCAAAGAAACCGAAGAACAAGCUUUGGAGGCCGCUUUCGCAUUAUUCUACGGAAAGUUUCAGGCUUCAGCACCGAAAGUCAAAAGAAUUACGGCUACCAUUGAGGAGCGUUUGGAACGGAGUGCUGAAUAUGCUCAAUUGCUUGCCAGUUUGCAUCAACACUUUCUGUUCCAGAGAGCGUUGAUCAUGAGUUCUGGAGUCGAGCUAGCGAUACGGGAUCUUAGCAAGAAACACAAAGGAGAUCAUUGCGCGUUGGUUCGGUCGGCUUGCGCGUUUAUGGUGCAUGUGUGCCAGGACGAACAUCGGCUGUUCUAUCAGUUUUUCAGCAAUUCGAGUCCACAGUUAACGGCAUACAUGGAAGGACUGUGCACCAUUCUGUAUGACAUUCUGAGGCCGUUUAUUAUACGGAUCGAUCAUCUGGAAACACUGGCUGAAAUAUGCAGCAUACUUCGUGUUGAGAUGCUGGAUGAGCAUGUUCAUUAUAAUCCCGAAGCUUUGGAAGCGCUUGCCAAAAUAGUGUAUCAGCUGCUUCAAGAUGUCCAGGAACGGAUCGGUUUUCGCGCUCAAAAUUAUCUUGAGUCGGAUAUCCUCCACUAUCGACCAUCCGCCGGCGAUCUCGCCUACCCAGAAAAGCUAGAAAUGAUGGAAAGUAUUGCAUUGUCUCUGCAGGAGAAUUAUCUGCGACGAGCGGACUCUCGCAGUUCUAUUGUUUCGAUUGCCUCACUGGCAUCACAGGAAGUGGAAAGCAUCAAUCAGCAGGCAGAACAAGCGGCUAAAGCUCGGGCCGGUAACUCACCGGCCGAUCUACACGGAAUGUGGUAUCCAACGGUACGUCGUACGUUAGUUUGUCUGUCGCGAUUGUAUCGUUGCAUUGAUCGCAGCAUCUUUCAAAGUCUCUCCCAGCAGGCACUGGCAAACUGCAUCCAGAGUGUGUCCAGUGCUGCAGGGCAAAUAUCCCAGAAGAAAACCAGUAUCGAUGGAGAAUUGUUUGAAAUCAAGCAUUUACUAAUUUUGAGAGAACAAAUUGCUCCAUUUCGGGUUGACUUUACUGUGAAAGAGACUAGUUUAGAUUUCAGCAAGGUGAAAACGGCCGCCUAUGAGUUAUUGCAGAAGAGAAAGCAGUUAUUUGCCCUUGGAUCAAAUAAUGCUCUGUUGGAGUUUUUGUUGGAUGGAACACCACAAGUCAAAGAGCAACUAUUGGACUCACGCAAAGAUGUUGAUCGCCAGCUAAAAACCGUUUGUGAACUAUUUAUCAAGGAUGCUACCAAGCUAUUGGUUGGACCAAUUUUGCAUUUCAUCGAGACAGCACAGAUUCACCUCAAGCAGACAGCGACUGCCGCGCAGUUGCAACAGCAGCAGCAGACACAACAGCAACAGGGAAUGGCACUUCGAAUGGCAUCAUUUGCUGCUCCGCAACUAAUAAGUUCUAUCAUUCAGGAAAGCAUUCGAAACAUCAAGACCAAACUUGGUGCACUUCAACGCUCGAUGCAACUCUAUCUUGCUAAUAAAGAUACAGAGUUUAUUUUGUUUAGGCCUAUCCGGAAUAACAUAAUUGGUUCGUUUGUCAAACUGGAGCAACUGCUGGUAACAAAUGCUUACAGCAAAGAUGACCUAACGAUUGUUAGCUGCCCGUCAGCGGAGCAGAUUUCGGUGCUAAUUUCGAGCGUAAAUUUGAGUGGCAUUGACGAUAAUACCACAAAACCAAUUGAGGCCGGCCCACAGCGAAAGAUCAGCUCUUCUUCUCAUAGCAGCACUGGUGGCCCGAAGGCACCGAUUGAGAAGAAGGUGAGUUUUGAUAGUGAGGCCAAUUCAGUGGUACAAAUUGAUGCUCGCUCGGAGGAAAGUGAAAACAGCGAGGCGACUGUAGUUGCUGCGGCCGAGAGUCAACAGUAAUAGGGUGGUAAGUUAGGACCCAGGUACGCAAUAUAAUAAUUC
This is a messenger RNA of Wyeomyia smithii (pitcher-plant mosquito), 2815 nucleotides long. RefSeq names its product conserved oligomeric Golgi complex subunit 3 (gene Cog3). Bases 74 to 2773 code for a protein of 899 amino acids. The record is from RefSeq and is a predicted model, not a curated record. Gene Ontology annotation, biological process: intra-Golgi vesicle-mediated transport; intracellular protein transport; Golgi organization. Gene Ontology annotation, cellular component: COG complex; cis-Golgi network; membrane. NCBI's taxonomy places the organism in Eukaryota, Metazoa, Arthropoda, Insecta, Diptera, Culicidae. The transcript is spliced from 7 exons.